AUGCUCGUGCGCGUUCUGAGAUCUUCUCCGUACCCGACCGGCAGUGAUGACACCUCACAGGAUUUCAGGAAAGUAGCUGGUCGGAUGGUAGAUCUCGCCCCUGCGCAAGGUGCGGGACCCCAGUGGUGGCAGAUUCCACGACAACACUCAUGUGAGGUAUUGAGAUUCUUUCACCAUGUGCCUCCCGGUGCAAUCAAGGAGAAUACAGCGACAAAUCGCCCUCCGGCGAUUACUUGUAUAGAAGCCGCCACAGCAAUAUACAACGGACAGAAUAAGAUCCGGAAGCCGAGCUAUCUACCACUCAAAUUACGGCCCGGCACGGUCACCAGAAAGUUUUGCGAAGAGAGUAGACAGCUCGCUAGGACCUACGGCUGCGCCUUCGCGGCAGCGUUUUUCACUCGACAAUCACCACUUGAAGUUGCCGGGUUUCCACUUCAUCCGCGGACAAGGGCCCGAGAAAAGAUGGAAACAUUGCACUAG
Toxoplasma gondii ME49 is the source of this 480-nucleotide messenger RNA. RefSeq lists its product as hypothetical. The transcript has 2 exons. NCBI's taxonomy places the organism in Eukaryota, Apicomplexa, Conoidasida, Eucoccidiorida, Sarcocystidae. The record is from RefSeq and is a predicted model, not a curated record. Bases 1 to 480 code for a protein of 159 amino acids.